Molecule: messenger RNA, 1813 nt
Organism: Fukomys damarensis (Damara mole-rat)
Lineage: Eukaryota; Metazoa; Chordata; Mammalia; Rodentia; Bathyergidae
Gene: Tnfrsf25
Product: TNF receptor superfamily member 25
Exons: 9
Coding region: 299-1573 (424 amino acids)
Biological process (GO): signal transduction
Cellular component (GO): plasma membrane
Molecular function (GO): protein binding
Source: RefSeq, a predicted model, not a curated record
CUGCGGUGAGUGGGGCCACGGAGGCGGGCGUUGUGUGUGGGGCUGGUGCGGAGGCCUCCGAGGGAAGGGGCUCGGCCUUGCUCGCGUGCUUCCCUCCCCACGACCUACUUAGAGGUUAGGAAGGGGUGGAGCUCUUCCGCCAGAGGAAGCACCUUCCUGGGGCCAGGGAGCUUGGGUGCCCACCUCGGAAAGCUGGGAGGGUCAGUUCCUGCCAGGUGGGGGGAGGGCAAGCGUGAGGGCUUCGCAGGGGCCCCUCCUGGGCUGUGCACCAGGAGGAGGAAGCGGGACGCCCCCACCCAUGGGCACCCCUUCUGCCCCGGAGUCUGAGAAGUGGGGGACUCCCAGGGCUGGGGUCAGCAUCCAUGUCCCCCAGGCACUCCUGCUUCUGCUGCUGCUGGGCGUCGGGGGUCAGGGCAGCACUCCUGGCUCCAGGUGUGACUGUGCUGGUGACGUUCAGAGGAGGUAUGGCCCAUCUUGCUGCAGGGGCUGUCCAAUGGGGCACUACCUGAAGGUCCACUGCACAGAGCACUGUGGCGACUCCACCUGCCUUCCAUGUCCCCGGGGCACCUUCCUGGCCAGAGAGAACCAUUAUAGUGGCCACUGUACCCGCUGCCAGACCUGUGAUGAGGAGGCCUCCCAGGUGGCCUUGGAGAACUGCUCUGCCGUGGCAGACACCCGCUGUGGCUGUGCACCAGGCCAGCUCAUCGACUGCUCUGUCAAACCGUGUAUGGCAAGUUCACCCUUCCGAUGCCUCUCCUGCCUAGACUGCAAGCCCCCUGAGAACCACACGCCUACACCCUGUUUCGGCAGAGACAAUAGCUGUGGGCCCUGCCUGCCUGGUUUCUAUGAACACAGCAAUGGCUGCGUGUCCUGCCCCACGAGCUUCCUGGGAAGCUGUCCGGAGCCCUGUGCUGUUGUCUGCGGCUGGAGGCCGACUCCUCUUUCAGUGUUCUGGGUCCAGGUGCUCGUGCCCGGCCUGGCAGCCCCGUUUCUGCUUGGGGCCCUCCUCAUCUGCUUGUAUUGGCGCUGCCAGCCUCACAAGCUAGUGGUUCCAGCAGACAAAGCUGGCACGGAGGCCCUGAGCCCCCCACAGGCCUCUCACCUGUCACCCCCAGACAGCAACCGUGCCCUCCUUUCACCCCCUGGCAACAGUGGGAAGGUCUGUACUAUCCAGUUAGUAGGCAACAGCUGGCCUCCUGGCCCCCUCCAGACCCAGAAGGGGCCCCAUCAGCAGGUGCCACAGUCCUGGGACCAACUGCCCAGCCACACUCUUGCGCCCCCUGCAGGCUCUCCGGCCUCCAUGCUCCAGCCGGGUCCACAGCUGUACGACGUGAUGGACGCGGUCCCUGCGCGCCGUUGGAAGGAGUUCGUGCGCACUCUGGGGCUGCGCGAGGCCGAAAUUGAGGCUGUGGAGGUGGAGAUCGGCCGCUUCCGCGACCAGCAGUAUGAGAUGCUCAAGCGCUGGCGCCAGCAGCAGCCCGCGGGGCUGGGCGCCGUCUAUGCUGCCCUGGAGCGCAUGGGGCUGGAUGGCUGCGCUGAGGACCUGCGCCACCGCCUGCAGCGUGGCCCGUGACCCGGGGUCUCCUGUGGCUGUCACUCAGGUGACCCGGCAAAAGCCCUAAGUACGGUUACUUACUCGUGUAGACAUUUUAUGUCACUUAACUGAGUCCCCUGGAGGGCCCUGCACUGCAGCGCCCCCAGCCUGGCCCUAUCCGACCCUGCGAGUGUAGAGUGUAGGAGGGGCGUGAGACCGCCCAGCUGCUCCCUUGGCUGGAGUGGGGCCGAGACCGAGGUAUUAAACCUGUGAAGACAA